Messenger RNA from Closterium sp. NIES-65, 1440 nucleotides. The record is from the annotation of a GenBank genome assembly. NCBI's taxonomy places the organism in Eukaryota, Viridiplantae, Streptophyta, Zygnematophyceae, Desmidiales, Closteriaceae.
AUGUGGGUGUUUGACCAUGUAUGGAAUGUGAUCGUUGAGGGGAUGAGGACUGAUGGAUUGUAUGAGAUGAAGCUGAAUGAGAAGGCCUUGGCAACAGAGAAGGCUACUUACCAGCCACCACCGAAGGAAGGAGUGAUGGCGAGGGAGGAGUUGAAGGCGAAGCUGAAAGGAGUGACAGUAGAGGAGUUGCAGGUGGGAGCUGUUGCAAUGGUGGCAGCAGCUGCAAAAGUGGAUCUAGAGACCCUGCAUAGGCGGCUAGGACAUGCGGGGAUGGAGCGGAUUAAGGAGCUAGUGAAGAAGGGCAUGGCAGCCGGUGUGGAGCUGAAGGAAGGAGAUGGGAGUAAGAGGAGGGAUGUCAUCUUCUAUGAGGAUGUUAAUUACCUGCAGUUGAAGGGAGUGAACAAGGAGAUAGCAACGGGAGCAGCAGCUGCGCUUGAUAAGGUGGAGAAGCUGCUAGUGGAGAAGGAGAACGAGGGGAUAGGGUGUGAUGAGGAGGAGUCAGGAGGUGGUGCGGACAAACCUACCAAGGAACCUAUUUGGCCGGAGCCGCAGAAGAAAAAGGUUGUAGAGGCGGCAGCAGAUGUGGAGGAAAAGGGGCACCACGAAGGAGAGCAUAGAGAGACGGGCACAGAGGAGGAAAAUCAGGAUGUGGAGCACGUGGAAAGCAGUGAUGGGACAGCACAGGAGGGCGAGGGUAACCCAUGGAGACUGAUCAGUAGUGAAGCUACUUGUGAAGCUGCUAAAAAGUUAAAUGAGCUGCUGGAGGAUGGAGCCAUGGUGAUAGGAAAGGAACGAGGGCUUGACGAGAUAUAUGCAGCGACAAAGGAAGUUAGUAAGGACGAGACACCGGCUGAGGAGUUGGGGCGCGGUCUGAGGAUCAAGAAGAAACCAGCUAAGUUUGUUUCACUGGUUAUGACACCUUGGAACGAUGUGAAACAGAUUCCUAGGACAACGCUGUUUUUGGGGAUGAACCUGGAGCGGAAUGUGGAAGAGAAGAAGCUCUUCUUGUACCAGAAAAGAUAUUGCAACCGGGUGCAGCAGAGGUUUGGCCAGGGUUUCACCAAGGAGAUCACGACACCACUCAGCGGCAUGGCAGCAAAUGAUAACGAGCAGGAAGAGGAUGUGAAGCAGUGGGGAGGAGAAAAGAAAGCGCUGCAGAUGUACCAGUCGAUGGUGGGAUCGGAUAUGUAUCCGGUUUCAUGCACAAAGGUCGACAUGGCAUAUGCGGCGAGUUACUUGGGGCAGCAUGUGCAGCGGGGAAGGAAAUGGCGGGAAAUGAAGCGGGCACUUAGUUUUUUGGUGCAGCAUGGCGAGGAGGGGCUUCUCUUUGAGGGAGGAGAAGAGACUUUGCAGCUGGUGGGGUAUGCGGAUGCCUCACAUGCACCGGACAAGAAAACAGGGAAAGGCGCAUAUGGAGCUCCUCUGUGGAGUGGAAACUAA